Molecule: messenger RNA, 2117 nt
Organism: Musa acuminata AAA Group (dessert banana)
Lineage: Eukaryota; Viridiplantae; Streptophyta; Magnoliopsida; Zingiberales; Musaceae
Product: transcription initiation factor TFIID subunit 12-like
Exons: 8
Coding region: 40-1749 (569 amino acids)
Biological process (GO): DNA-templated transcription initiation; RNA polymerase II preinitiation complex assembly
Cellular component (GO): transcription factor TFIID complex; SLIK (SAGA-like) complex; SAGA complex
Molecular function (GO): protein heterodimerization activity; TBP-class protein binding; DNA binding
Source: RefSeq, a predicted model, not a curated record
CUCGAGCGGCCGAGAACCCGAGGGCACGAGCGGCGCGACAUGGAGGCUCCGCCACCGCCACAGCCUGCCGCUUCCGCGGAGCAGCCGGCCCCCGCCGCGGCUUCCUCCCAGCCGCCGGAGCCGACGCAGACGCCAUCUCCGUCUCCGUCUCCCUCGCCCGCCCCGGAUCCCGCGCAGCCACCGCCCGUCUCAGCCCCUCCUCCCCCAUCCGCCGCCCCUUCCGCCGCCCAAAACCCUCCCCAACUCCAGCCCCAGUCGCUUCCUCCGUCUCAGUCUCAGCCGCCACCGCCCCAGCAGCAGUCCCAGCCCCAGCAGCCGAUCCAGCAACCGCGGCCGCCUCUCGUGCGGAACCGUCCCCCCGCCCCUUUCCCUCACUUCUCGCACCACCUUCCCUCUUCCGCUCCUCCCUCCUCCUCCGCCUCCGCCUCCGCCUCUUCCGCCGCGCCUGCUCCUUCUCCUUCUCCUACUGCCGCAUCGCAGAGAGGAGGGCUCGCCAUUGGGGUCCCGGCUCACAGCUCACACCUCCCGAGGGCCCAGCAGCCCGUGGCCACCUAUUCCUCGAUAGGCGCCUCCCCAGCCUUCAAUCAGCCAUUCACUCCGUUGCCUCGCAUGACGGAGCAGUCCUCGGCGGCCAAUGCCCAGGUAAGGCAACCCAUUCAAGGGAUUCAGAAUAUUGGAAUGAUUGGCUCUCUUAGCACUACGACACAGAUUCGACCAGGUGGGGUGACUGGGCCUCCGCAGCAGAGGUUGGUUCAGCCAACAUCAAGAGCAGCAUCUCCAUCAACUAACCAAACUUUAGGUUCACAGAAAUUCCCAAAUUCUGGUUUGAUAAGGGGCCCUUCCAUGGUUUCAUCUGGUUCCAUAUCGUCUGUGCCACAGCAGUCGUUAGUAUCAUCGCAAGGAAAGCAAAUGCCUGCAUCUUCAUCAUCAUUUAGGCCCCAGGCGAAGCCAAAUGUUCUGCAGCAAAGGCCACACAGUCUCCAACAAACUCAACAACCGCCUUCAGCAGCUUCUCAUCAACAGCAAAUACCAACAUCCCAGCAGCAGCAACAACAAAAACAACAACAAUUUCAGAUGCAACUACAACAACAACAGCAACAGCCGCAGUUUCACCAACAACAUUCUUCACCACGUCAAACACAAGAGUACUAUAAUCAACAAAACCUACAGCUAAGGAACCAGCCGCAAUUGCUACAACAACAGCCUGCACGACCUCUUGGACCCGCAACUACUAAGCCAAAUCCGCCUACAUUAGUCCAUACUAAUGUUGCACAACCAGCAGUUACACAUCCAGUUGUUGGUACAGAUGCUGCAGAAUCUGGAGACCAUAUUCUUGGCAAGAGAAGCCUUCGUGAGUUGGUUAGCCAGAUUGAUCCAUCUGAAAAGUUGGAUUCUGAAGUUGAAGAUGUUCUUGUUGAGAUUGCUGAAGAUUUUGUAGAAUCUGUAGCAACUUUUGCUUGCUCCUUGGCUAAGCAUCGAAAAUCUACUACAUUAGAGGCAAAGGACAUACUCCUCCAUGUAGAGAGAAACUGGAACAUGAUGCUACCUGGUUAUGGUGGAGAUGAGAUCAAGUGUUAUAAGAAGCAGUUCACAAAUGAUAUUCACAAAGAGAGGCUUGCUGUGAUUAAGAAGUCAAUGGCUGCAACAGGUGAUGCAGCAAAUCCAAAGAAUGCCUCUGGUGGUCCAGCUGCAGCCAGUUCAAAAUCUCAUGCACAGAAAGCACCUCCCAUUGGUUCUCCCAAGGCUUGAGGUACUUACUAGUUAAGGCAAGCCAGCAAGGAAAAAAAGAUAGUUGCUGCCAUGAGUAGAUCUGUCAUCUGUGUACAUGUGGUUUUAGAGAGAGUCGAGAAGAAGAGUAUACCUGAUUGGAAAUCUAUCUUGUUGAAUUUGUGGGGUCCAAUUGUAAUGCCUUUGGUAGGUGCAAAUUGUUUUCACAAGCUGAGAUGCAUCAAAUUGGGUAUAUUUUCUAGCAGAGUGAUGUAGAAGAGGUUUUGUUUUCCUUAUGCCUUAUGAACUAAACUGUUUCCUCUUUGAAGUCCUCUGAAUUCAGUAUAGUCUUCUGAACUAAACUGUUUCUUUUAAGUGGAAGUGGAUGAAACUGUGAUAUCUUAGGAACA